This is a messenger RNA of Phaethon lepturus (White-tailed tropicbird), 1829 nucleotides long. RefSeq names its product F-box protein 21 (gene FBXO21). Gene Ontology annotation, molecular function: DNA binding. The record is from RefSeq and is a predicted model, not a curated record. NCBI's taxonomy places the organism in Eukaryota, Metazoa, Chordata, Aves, Phaethontiformes, Phaethontidae.
AUGCUGCUGUCCUCCUCUGUCUUUGAUAAUACUUUUGGCAGGAGUUUGCACAUUGACCUUGUCCUGGCUGGAUUCCAUCGUGAAUGGCCAUCGCUGCUGAAAUACUAUAGCCACACAGACGGUGUUAGCUGGCUUGAAGAAUACAAAGCACGGCACAAUGCUGGCCUAGAAGCUCAGAGAAUUGUAGCUUCAUUCUCCAAAAGGUUCUUUUCAGAACAUGUCCCCUGUGAUGGAUUCAGUGACAUUGAGACUCUCGGGUGCCCGAGUCAUUUUUUUGAGGAUGAGCUGAUGUGUAUCCUUAACAUGGAAGGAAGGAAAGGUCUCACCUGGAAGUACUAUGCAAAGAAAAUUCUAUACUUCCUACGCCAACAGAAUAUAUUAAAAAAUCUGAAAGAGUAUCUUCAGCGUCCAACUGAUCGGCAGUCAUUUUUAGAGGGUGCUGUUUUAAUCGAUCAAUACUGUAACCCACUGUCAGACAUCUGCUUAAAAAGUGUCCAGGCACAGGUGGAUGAUAUCACAGAUAAAGUGCGCAAAGUCCUGCGGACGAAAAAUCCAAGGCACCCCAGCUUGGCUUCUAAGGCAGGAGAGGUCCUGGUUCCAGAAGUGGAGCUUCAGCGGCAGGUACUUGAUGCUAUGAAUUGUGUCCUAUAUGAGCAGUUAAAAUACAAAGGAAACGAGCUGGAUUACUAUAACUCCCUGAAUUCGUACAUUCACCAGGUUUUGAUCCGCAGGACGGGAAUUCCCAUCAGUUUGUCUGUGCUUUAUUUAACAAUUGCCCGGCAGCUAGGAGUCAAGCUUGAACCAGUCAACUUCCCUAGCCAUUUUCUGCUGCGAUGGUGUCAAGGAAAAGAAGGAAGCACAGAUAUUUUUGACUACACCUACAUUGACGCCUUUGGGAAGGGGAAGCAGCUGACAGUGAAGGAGUGCGAGUACCUUAUUGGCCACCAUGUGACAGAGGAAUUCUAUGGAGUGGUGACUGCAAAAGAGGUCUUGCAGCGUAUGGUGGGAAAUCUCUUAAACCUUGGCAAACGAGAAAGCACUGAUCAGUCUUACCAGCUCUUGAGAGACUCGUUGGAUCUAUACCUGGCCAUGUAUCCGGACAAUGUGCAGCAUCUAAUGCUCCAGGCUAGGUUAUACUUCCACCUGGGAAUCUGGCCAGAAAAGGUUCUGGACAUUUUGCAGCACAUUCAGGCUUUGGACCCAUCACAGCACGGGGCCGUUGGGUACUUAGUUCAACAUACCCUAGAGCAUAUUGAGCGCCGGAAGGAGGAGGUGGGACCUGAAGUGAAGCACCGUUCAGAUGAGAAGCACAAAGAGGUCUGCUUUUCCAUCGGGCUGAUUAUGAAACACAAGCGAUAUGGCUAUAACUGCGUGAUUUAUGGCUGGGAUCCUGCCUGCAUGAUGGGGCAUGAAUGGAUCCGGAAUAUGAACGUUCACAGCCUUCCACAUGGCCCCCACCAGCCUUUCUACAAUGUGCUAGUGGAAGAUGGCUCUUGCAGAUAUGCUGCUCAAGAGAACCUGGAAUAUAACUCAGAGCCUCGGGAGAUUCCUCACCCUGACAUUGGCCGCUAUUUUUCAGAGUUUACCGGCAUUCACUACUUAGCAAAUACCGAGCUAGAAAUUCGGUACCCGGAAGAUUUGGAGCUCACACGUGCCACAGUUCAGAAGAUCUACAGUUCAGGCAAGGAGUGAGUGCAGAAGGCAUCUUGAGGACAGAAGCAGCUGGAGUGUAGCUUUACCCUCUUUGCAGAACUUGCGUGGAAGGCAAGUUUGGUGACAAUCCUUUGGCUUAACGUAUUGAAAACUGCAUUGAACUUUGCAACUGGUGC